Jaculus jaculus (lesser Egyptian jerboa) is the source of this 1652-nucleotide messenger RNA. It is a transcript of the gene Smpdl3a, whose product is annotated as sphingomyelin phosphodiesterase acid like 3A. NCBI's taxonomy places the organism in Eukaryota, Metazoa, Chordata, Mammalia, Rodentia, Dipodidae. The transcript has 8 exons. Gene Ontology annotation, molecular function: sphingomyelin phosphodiesterase activity. Gene Ontology annotation, biological process: sphingomyelin catabolic process. The record is from RefSeq and is a predicted model, not a curated record. The coding region runs from base 1 to 1338 and encodes 445 amino acids.
AUGGCUCUGCGGGGCGCCGUGCUCUGCUGCGUGCUGCUGAGCGCCGGGCCGGGCGCCGGGCUGCCGCUGGCGCGCCGCGGGGCGCCGGGGCAGUUUUGGCAUGUGACUGACUUACAUUUAGAUCCUACUUACCACAUCACAGAUGACCACACCAAGGUGUGUGCUUCAUCCAAAGGUGCAAAUGCCUCUAACCCUGGCCCUUUUGGAGAUGUCCUCUGUGAUUCUCCAUAUCAACUUAUUUUGUCAGCAUUUGAUUUUAUUAAGAAUUCAGGAGAAGAAGCAUCUUUCAUGAUAUGGACCGGGGAUAGCCCUCCUCACGUUCCAGUACCUGAACUCUCAACAGAUACUGUUAUAAACGUGAUCACGAACAUGACAACAACCGUCCAGAGCCUCUUCCCAGACCUGCAGGUUUUCCCUGCACUGGGCAAUCAUGACUACUGGCCACAGGAUCAGUUGCCCAUAGCCAGCAGUAAGGUGUACAAUGCUGUAGCCAACCUCUGGAAACCUUGGCUCGAUGAAGAAGCUGUUAGUACCUUGAGGAAAGGAGGAUUUUAUUCACAGAAAGUUACAAGUAAUCCCAACUUGAGGAUCAUAAGUCUGAACACAAAUCUAUACUAUGGCCCAAAUGUUAUGACCCUGAACAAGACUGACCCAGCAAACCAGUUUGAAUGGCUGGAGAGCACUCUGAACCACUCUCAGCACAAUAACGAGAAGGUGUACAUCAUAGCACAUGUUCCUGUGGGCUAUCUACCAUAUUCAAGUGGCAUCCCAGCCAUGCGGCAGUGCUAUAAUGAGAAGCUGGUAAACAUUUUCAGAAGAUACAGCACUGUCAUUGCAGGGCAGUUCUACGGACACACCCACAGAGACAGUCUCAUGGUGCUUUCAGAUACAGAAGGAAAUCCUGUAAAUUCUGUGUUUGUGGCUCCUGCUGUAACACCAGUGAAGGGUGUUUCCCAAAGAGAGACCAAUAAUCCUGGUGUCCGACUGUUUCGGUAUGAGCCUGGCAACUACACAUUACUGGAUAUGUUGCAGUAUUAUUUGAACUUGACAGAAGCGAAUCUAAAGGGAGAAUCCAACUGGACACUAGAGUAUAUCCUGACCCAGACCUAUGAUGUUCAAGAUUUGCAGCCACAGAGCUUACACAGAUUAGCUAAGCAUUUUGCUGUCCCAGACAGCAAGCAGUUUCUCAAAUACUACAAUUAUUUCCUUGUGAGCUAUGAUAGCAGUAUAACUUGUGAUACAAAAUGUAAGGCCUUACAAAUUUGUGCAAUUAUGAAUCUUGAUAAUAGUUCUUAUAUGGACUGCCUUAAACAAUAUUCUAUAAAGCAGAGUCACUAGUAUUUGACAGAUUGUGUUCACAGAAAAUGUAGCAUCACUCUGCUUCUGAGAUCAACUGUGGGAAUUAUUAUGCAAAUUUGGGUGUAAUAUUGAGUGUACCAGCAGAAUUACCAUCUUUGCCUUCUUUAUAUGAGGCCCAAAUAGAUGUUAUAAUAUCCUAAAUUUGUAUUGUAUUGAAAAUAAUUCAAGUACAUUAAUAGGAUGAUCAUUGAAUGUAAAUAUCUUGUCUUCCAAGUUUAUAUAAAAAUUAUACUUAACUUAUGCUGUCAUUUAAAUUGCCAUUUAUAUAAUAAAGAUGAAUACUUCUCUCUGGG